AUGAAUGAGUUCAUUAAUGGGGACCGGAACCGGAAGUGCGUUUGUGUUGGUCGCCGUACCGGAAGCCGGAAGCGGCCGGGACAGCGACCAAUGGCGGAGCCCCCGGAGUUGGCUCCGCCCUCUUCGGAUUUUGCCCCGCCCCCCUCGACGCGCCCCUCCCCCGCCCCGAGGGGAGGGAGGAAGGAGGAGGUGGGGGAGGGGGGGGAGGGGCCGGGACCCCCCCCGGGAGCGGAGGAGCCGCCUACUCCCCGGGCUCCCAGCACUGCCCGCGGUGCCUCAUCACGUUUCCCGACGCCGCCUUCGCCGCGCGCCACGCCAAGCGGCAGCACCCGCGCGACUGCGCUCGGCCUGCGGGGGGCGCUCUUCGUCUGCUUCGUCUGCGGCCGCCCCUUCGGCUCCUCCCCCGCGCUGCUGCGCCACCAGCGCGGCCACGCCCACAGGGGGGCGGAGCCCGCGGAGGCCGCGCCCCCCGCCAGGAAGGCCACGCCUCUUCUGGCGUGUACGGAGUGUGGGCGGGGCUUCGCCCGGGAGGGGGCGUUGCAUCGGCACUACAUCCGGCACGCCCGGGGGGAGCUGUGAGGGGCGGGGCUUGGGGGAGGGGCG
Molecule: messenger RNA, 603 nt
Organism: Camarhynchus parvulus
Lineage: Eukaryota; Metazoa; Chordata; Aves; Passeriformes; Thraupidae
Gene: ZNF576
Product: zinc finger protein 576
Exons: 4
Coding region: 1-579 (192 amino acids)
Source: RefSeq, a predicted model, not a curated record